UUUAAUAUGUCCGGUCGUGGCAAGCAAGGAGGCAAGGCCCGCGCUAAGGCUAAGUCGCGCUCGUCCCGCGCUGGCCUUCAGUUCCCGGUGGGACGAGUGCACCGCCUGCUGCGCAAAGGCAACUACGCCGAGCGGGUGGGGGCGGGCGCGCCGGUCUAUAUGGCGGCGGUCCUCGAGUACCUGACGGCGGAGAUCCUGGAGCUGGCGGGGAACGCGGCCCGCGACAACAAGAAGACGCGUAUCAUUCCUCGUCACCUCCAGCUGGCCAUCCGCAACGACGAGGAGCUGAACAAGCUUUUGGGCAAAGUCACCAUCGCCCAGGGCGGUGUUUUGCCGAACAUCCAGGCCGUGCUAUUACCAAAAAAAACGGAAAGCCACAAAGCCAAAAGCAAAUAAAUCCUGACUAAGUAAACCAAA
Molecule: messenger RNA, 417 nt
Organism: Ceratotherium simum simum (southern white rhinoceros)
Lineage: Eukaryota; Metazoa; Chordata; Mammalia; Perissodactyla; Rhinocerotidae
Gene: H2AC20
Product: H2A clustered histone 20
Cellular component (GO): nucleosome
Molecular function (GO): DNA binding; protein heterodimerization activity; structural constituent of chromatin
Source: RefSeq, a predicted model, not a curated record